UGGGCCUGAUGCCAAACCACCCAGGGGCUGGCUGACGACCCCUCUCUGUUCCUCCCUGCAGCACGCCCACGGACGCCAUGCGGGGGGCUCUGUCGCCCCUGUCUUGGCUGCUGCUGCUGCUGCUGGGGUGUGGGCCGUGGGCGUCCUCUGGCAGCGGGGCAGCGGGCUACGCCCCAGUGAAGUACAUGCAGCCCAUGCAAAAAGGACCUGUGGGACCGCCCUUCCGCGAGGGCAAGGGCCAGUACCUGGAAAUGCCUCUACCGUUGCUGCCGAUGGACUUGAAAGGAGAGCCCGGCCCCCCAGGGAAGCCCGGGCCUCGGGGCCCCCCUGGCCCUCCUGGCUUCCCAGGAAAACCCGGCACUGGGAAGCCAGGGCUCCACGGGCUGCCUGGCCCUGCUGGCCCCCCCGGCUUCUCCAGGAUGGGCAAGGCUGGUCCCCCAGGGCUCCCAGGCAAGGUCGGACCACCGGGGCAGCCCGGGCUUCGGGGGGAGCCAGGAAUACGAGGGGACCAGGGGCUCCGGGGGCCCCCAGGGCCCCCUGGCCUCCCUGGCCCUUCAGGCAUUACUGUUCCUGGAAAACCAGGUGCCCAGGGGGUGCCAGGGCCCCCAGGAUUCCAGGGGGAGCCAGGGCCCCAGGGGGAGCCUGGGCCCCCAGGCGAUCGAGGCCUCAAGGGGGAUAAUGGAGUGGGCCAGCCAGGUCUGCCUGGGCCACCAGGACAGGGCGGUGCCCCGGGACCCCCCGGCCUCCCUGGCCCAGCUGGCUUAGGCAAACCUGGCUUGGAUGGGCUUCCUGGGGCCCCUGGAGACAAGGGUGAGUCUGGGCCUCCUGGGGUUCCGGGUCCCAGUGGGGAGCCAGGAGCUGUGGGCCCCAAAGGACCCCCUGGGGUAGAUGGUGUGGGGGUGCCAGGGGUAGCAGGGAUACCAGGCCCACAGGGCCCAGCAGGGGCCAAAGGGGAACCAGGGACCCGGGGUCCCCCUGGCCUGAUAGGCCCCACUGGCUAUGGGAUGCCAGGACUGCCAGGCCCCAAGGGGGACAGGGGCCCAGCUGGGGUCCCAGGGCUCUUGGGGGACAGGGGGGAGCCAGGUGAAGAUGGGGAGCCAGGGGAACAGGGCCCACAGGGCCUUGGUGGCCCCCCUGGGCUUCCUGGGUCUGCAGGGCUCCCUGGCAGACGUGGCCCCCCUGGGCCUAAAGGGGAGGCAGGGCCUGAAGGCCCCCCAGGAGUGCCUGGCAUUCGGGGUGACCAGGGGCCUAGUGGCCUGGCUGGGAAACCUGGGAUUCCAGGUGAGAGGGGACUUCCUGGGGCCCAUGGGCCUCCUGGACCAAUUGGACCCAAAGGGGAGCCGGGUUUUGCGGGCCGCCCUGGAGGACCAGGGGUGGCAGGGGCCCUGGGGCAGAAGGGUGACUUGGGGCUCCCUGGGCAGCCUGGCCUGAGGGGCCCCUCGGGAAUCCCAGGACUCCAGGGUCCCGCUGGUCCUAUUGGGCCCCAGGGUCUGCCGGGCCUGAAGGGUGAACCAGGCCUGCCAGGGCCUCCUGGGGAGGGGAAAGUGGGGGAACCCGGCACGGCUGGGCCCACGGGACCCCCUGGGGUCCCCGGCUCCCCAGGACUCACAGGCCCUCCUGGGCCUCCCGGGCCUCCCGGGCCCCCUGGUGCCCCCGGGGCCCUCGAUGAGACUGGCAUCGCAGGCUUGCACCUGCCCAACGGUGGUGUGGAGGGCGCCGCGCUGGGCAAGGGCGGCAAGCCACAGUUCGGGCUGGGCGAGCUGUCAGCGCACGCCACCCCGGCCUUCACUGCGGUGCUCACCUCACCCUUUCCCGCCUCGGGCAUGCCUGUGAAAUUUGACCGGACUCUCUACAACGGCCACAGCGGCUACAACCCAGCCACGGGCAUCUUCACCUGCCCCGUGGGCGGUGUCUACUACUUUGCUUACCAUGUGCACGUCAAGGGCACCAACGUGUGGGUGGCCCUGUACAAGAACAACGUGCCGGCCACCUACACCUACGACGAGUACAAGAAGGGCUACCUGGACCAGGCGUCAGGCGGGGCCGUGCUCCAGCUGCGGCCCAAUGACCAGGUCUGGGUGCAGAUGCCCUCGGACCAGGCCAACGGCCUCUACUCCACCGAGUACAUCCACUCCUCCUUUUCGGGAUUCUUGCUCUGCCCCACAUAACCCGCGGGGGGCCCUGCUGCCCUGGCCUCCUCCUCUUUAGUGGUAGAGUGACCUUUUCAGUUCCAAAGAAUCUCCAUUUAAAGAAAAAAAACAGGCUGAACAGAGGGGACCACAGCCUUGGCCCGAGGAGACUGACUUGCUUUCUCCCUACACGCAGGCUGAGACUGUCGCCAGAAGGGGCAGGCCUGAGCUCCCUCCCCCCAAAUGUCUGUGCAGGGUCAGGGCUGCACCCCCAUCCCUGCCCUGCCCGGUCUGCAGGCAGCGCCCCAGGACACGCAGCCCAGCCCUGCGUGUCCUCGACUCUGCGGGGCCUCGAAGGAGCUGAGAGGGGCUGAGCUCUGCCACCCAUCCACCUGGGGGGACAGUCCUUCCUGCUGGCCCCCAGAUGGCACCUGCUCAAGGAAGGAGGCAUGGCCUCCCUCACAGUCCUUGGCUGGGGCUCUUCCAGCUCCCCCAGGACCUCCAGCAUGUGACAGUGGGGUUCCCUGGAGUUUGUUUCCCUCCAGGGGAAAAAGGGGGGAGCAUCGAGGUGGCCAGUGUGGACGCCCUGCGAGGACUGCAACCCCACUGGUGAUGCUGUGGCAUCAGGCCUGUCCGUGGCGGGCAAAGCUGCGUGGCCCUCUCUGCAGGCUCCUGGGAAGGGUUGCCCCCCCUUUCACUGUUUCAGCCACAGCCAUGGGAGGUAGUUUGUUAGGGGUAGGGGUGUGGGUCCGGGGCGGGCCACAGUUCGUCACACCCACCCUGUCUCCAGGGCUGCCCCCACCAGCUCUGGCUCUGUUUAGCAUGAGGGUGGCCACACAGGCCCCUAGGGACGGCCACAGGCCAGAAAGAUCGAACUGUGCGAAGUGUCUCGAAGUGUCUAGCGCAGAUGGGGGCAGGAGGCAGGGUUGACAAUCAGCAGACAUGGGUGUGCCUCCCCUUCUCUCCCCUGUGGAGAGGUGGGCUGAUUUUCUCAUAUAAAAUUGUAAGGGGAUCCUUGUCACCCCCAACCCAGGUAUCCCCAAAGCAGAGAGCCUCUCGUUUGGCCCUCUGAACACAGUGCACGCAAGCUCGGGGACGGAGAAGGCUCCCGCUUGCUUUUCCUUAGUAAGAACCAUACGGUGGGUGGGUGUGUACACUAGAGGGGUUAAUUUGCAGGGGCUUCCUCUCCUUCCACCCUCUGGUUGCAAUUUCCUGUUCUCCGCAAGAUUAGGGCCCGGGGGCCAAGGCUCUGAGAGAAAGGGUGCCAGCAGGCCCUUCUGGAAUGAGUUGGCUCGGACAUUUCUGCCAUUCUCCCGGAUCAGAGCUCUGCAGGAAACAGGCAGGGCCCCCUCCCAAGCCCCAAGCCCUCGGCCCCUCGUUCACGAUGAGCAGGUAAAGCUGAGAGCAUCAGUUUUGGGGACAGUGGACAUUCUUGCACCAUGGCAGGAGGCCUUGCCCUCGGCCCUCACCAGGCCAGCCCACCUCCCUGUACCAAGUGUGAGCCUGGGUCAUUCAGGACGAGAACUCGUGGCACUGCUGGACUGUCCAUGCGGAAAUGGAGGAUAACUGCUGACUGCUCGCUCAGCUGUGCUCCCCCAGACUCCUCGCCAAGCCUGCACCCCUGCCCAUGACUUCUCCAAAGCAGGCUGUUUGUUCACGCUAACUUUCAAAAGGAGAAGUGAAAACCCCAAUCUGCCCCAGUGACACUUGAUUUCUAACUCCCUGACACCCAAGAGAGCCAACUAAGGAGUCUCAAACCAUUCCUGCUGAGGGUCCUUUGCUCAACCUCUCCCUUCCCUGGGUCAAAGCCACUAGAAUCUGAUGUGUUGGGGACAGUUUUGAUUGGCAGAAAUGAAUCGGCUCCCAGUGGGAGCCCAGAGGACUAAGUAGGGUACCAGGGGAGCCAAAAAACAAAACAAAACAAAAAAAAACACAAAGAGCCGUUUCACAGAGCUGAGCUUCUGCCAAAUUUCAUUCCUGAAGCCUUCAGGGAGGAGUGGUUGGCAUUUCUGAAAUGUUUACGGGAUCUGAGUCGCAGGUGUUCACUUAACUGACUAGCUUUGAUAAACAAUGUCGGAUUUUAACUAAGAAAACUACAUUACCUUGUGCAUUUUUAGUACUCUGAUUCUGAAUUUUAUAAGAUUAAGGUUUAAAUGUUUUCCACUAGUCAUUUCAUUUCUAACUUGGUAUAGGAAGCUUAGUUCUCCACAUAUUUAUCAUGCGCCCUGUGUCACAGAAGAUUCGGGAAAAAUGCACUGGGGAAUCAAAUAAAAUGGGACUUCUUUUUGAAAAGAAAAACUGUACCGACUGUAUUGACACAACCUCAAUAAAACCUGUUGUACAGAA
Messenger RNA from Lemur catta (Ring-tailed lemur), 4475 nucleotides. It is a transcript of the gene COL8A2, whose product is annotated as collagen type VIII alpha 2 chain. The coding region runs from base 78 to 2168 and encodes 696 amino acids. Lineage: Eukaryota; Metazoa; Chordata; Mammalia; Primates; Lemuridae. The transcript is spliced from 2 exons. Gene Ontology annotation, molecular function: protein binding. The record is from RefSeq and is a predicted model, not a curated record.